CCAGCUGCGCAGGGGGGAACCUUUUAUUUGCCCACCAUUAUUGCCAAUGCCUCACUGGACAUGGAAAUGAGCCAGGAGGAAACCUUUGGCCCUGUCGCAGCCUGCUACCGCUUCUCGACCGAAGAGGAGGUCAUCAAAAUGGCAAACGAUACUGAGUACGGCCUAUCCUCUUACUUUUACACCCGUGAUAUAGGGCGUCUGGGGUACAAGCAAGUGCAGAUUUAUCACAAUUAUUUCAAUGGUGGUUUUCUUGAAAAUGCCGCCGAAUUUAUAGAGGUGCGUAACCCCGCCACCGAGACUAUAUUCGCCAAAGUGGCCUGUGCCACGCCUGAUGAAGCCAGAUUGGCAGUAGAGAAAGCCAAAAUAGCGCAACAACUUUGGCGCAAACUUAGCUCGCAAGAGCGCGGCGAGCACUUGCACCGUCUAGCUUCUGUAUUGACGGCGCAGGCAAAAACUCUCGCUCCUGUGCUGGCAAACGAAACCGGAAAAAGUCUGGAAGAUGCCACCAAUGAAGUGCUCUAUGCGGCGGAGAUUUUGCGCUACCACGCAGGAUGGGCAAGACGCAUAGAGGGUGAGGUUAUACCCAGCGACAAUGCGCAAGAGAAUAUUUUUCUCAUGCGCGAGCCUCUUGGCGUUGCGGUCUGUCUCAUUCCUUUUAACUUUCCUAUCUACACGCUGCUGCGCAAAAUUGCCCCUGCACUUAUUACGGGUAACACGGUUAUUGUGCGCCCCAGCAACCAUACACCAUGCUCUGCCCUUGCCUUUGCACAAGUGGUACAGCAAGCGGCAUUACCCCCAGGCGUUGUUAAUAUCAUGUGCAUGUCGCACGAAACAGCCGCAACGCUGUGUACGCAGCCUGCAGUGGCUAUGAUUAGCCUAACGGGCAGCGUAUAUGCUGGACAACAGGUGUUGGAAUACUGCAAACACAAUAUUGCCAAAGCCUCAUUAGAGUUGGGUGGAAAAACGCCUGCCAUCGUCGCGGAUGAUACCCAUUUGCAAGCAGCAGCACAGGCUAUCGUAGCCUCUAAAACCACACACAGUGGGCAACUGUGUACCGCAGUAGAAAGGGUGUACGCCCAGGCCAAAAUACACGACAAACUGCUUGCGCUGCUUAAGACGUAUAUGCAAGGCAAAACCUUGGGCAACCGUCAGAUAGACCCUCUGCAUAUGGGACCACUGGUCAAUGCAGCAGCCCAAACCCGAACACACGCCAUGGUGAUGAAGGCCAUAGCGCAAGGGGCAACGCUUGAGACGGGAGGCUACCUUCCUGAUGGACCGGGGUACUUUUACCCACCCACCUUACUUAGCCAUUGCAGGCAAGAUAUGGAGAUAGUGCAGGAAGAAACCUUUGCACCCAUAUUGUGCGUGCUUGCCUACGAAAAUAUCGAAGAUGCGUUGUCUAUGGCUAACGACCAUCAGUUUGGUCUGUCCUCGGUUCUCUUUACGGAGCGAUACCGGGAUAUCAUGUUGGCAGCCAACACUAUAGAAGCGGGGGAACUGUAUAUAAAUCGCAUCCCCGCAGACCCUUAUCAAGGCUAUCAUGCGGGCUGGAAACGCUCAGGUCUGGGGGGAGACGAUGGCAAACAUGGUAUGCUGGAAUUUACACAGACCCGUCUGGUCGUUAUGCCUUAUUAG
Molecule: messenger RNA, 1635 nt
Organism: Darwinula stevensoni
Lineage: Eukaryota; Metazoa; Arthropoda; Ostracoda; Podocopida; Darwinulidae
Source: the annotation of a GenBank genome assembly